Xyrichtys novacula (pearly razorfish) is the source of this 4418-nucleotide messenger RNA. The record is from the annotation of a GenBank genome assembly. Lineage: Eukaryota; Metazoa; Chordata; Actinopteri; Labriformes; Labridae.
AAAAAAGCUCGCGCCACCACCACAACAGGAAGAAGAAGUAGUAGUAGUAACCAAUAUAGCGCAUUUUAAGCUCAGGUUGUGUCGGUCAAAUCAGAUUAUUGGGAAGGUAAACUGGAUUCUGACGUAAACGGAUUAAAAGCCCGUCAGAGGAGCAUCGCAUGUGCUGCUCUCGUUCGCUCGCGGUCAGCAGUUACUGUCGGUGAUAGAGGAGCAGCACGAGCAGCAGCAGCAGCAGCAGCAGCAGCGCGUGCCGCCUCUAGUCAACAAACCCUCCUCUUCAUCCCUCUCUCUCAGGACUGGAGCAUGAACCCUCAGAUAUUUCUCUGCGACUAACCAGGACGGUAACAUGGCUUCGUUUCUACAGGUGAGGCUGUGCCCGCUGUCGGCUUGUCCGCGCAUUUCUUUUUGCAUUUUGAUAACUUGUGCACUUGUCAGGGUGUGGUUGUGCCCCCGUGCGAUGCAGGCCUGUUUUGAUGGGCACGAGCUCUCUCAUCAGGAUUGUUACUGUUGUUGUUUGCCGUAUUUACCAACCAAACCUGAGUCACGUGUGCGCAGGGAUAAACAGGUGGUUGAGAGCAUCUAGAUUGUUAAUGGUUGAGAGGCUCAGUGUUGCCACCGGGGAGAGCAGGGAAAAGCUUUACUGUGAUUAAUAAUGCGUCUUUGGCGCACGGUCUGUGUCAGUGCCAAACGUUUGCUUUUUCUUGAACCAGAUUGCUGAUGAUGAGAAAGGCUACGACUUGGACCUUUUCUGUGUCCCCAGACAUUAUGAAAACGAUUUGGACAAGGUGAUCAUCCCCCAUGGACUCAUCAUGGACAGGUAAAACAAUCAGCAGCUAAAUGCUCACCUGGUACACUCCCUCUGUUUCACCUGGUACACAGCACCUAAUGUGUGUGAGGACUAUUGAGGCGCACUAGACUGUAUUUGUUUGGCAAAUCAGUAUAGCCAACAUCCUGAACUGUGCUUGAAUAUGUAUGGGGGGAUAGAGUAUAGUAAGUGCAGAGGUCUUAGAUGCAUUUAAGCAAAUGUGUUUAAGUGCACCAUCAUCCAUCGUCACUGCUGUUUCUUACACAGUUGUGUGUUGCAGGACAGAGCGCCUUGCCCGGGACAUAAUCCAGGACAUGGGGGGACACCAUAUUGUUGCUCUGUGUGUUCUUAAAGGAGGCUACAAGUUCUUCGCAGACCUCCUGGACUACAUUAAAGCACUUAAUCAGAACAGCGAUAAAUCAGUCCCCCUGACAGUGGAUUUCAUUAGAGUGAAGAGCUACUGUGUAAGCAGCCUUUUCUCAUUUCAUUUCCUGGAACCACUUGUGCUGAUUCCAGAGAUGGAUGUGUGUGUAUGUGUGUGUAGAACAACUAAGAAUUAUUUAAAUCAAUCAGUAUUAAAGGGGUAGCCCACAAAUUUCGGUGUGGGCAUCUUCAAACUGAAGUGUGUCCAGGAUAAGCAUUUUUUUUUCCAUCAAAAAGGAUAGGAUUACUUUGAGACUGUGACCACACAGGGAUACAUAAUGUUGCCUCUCCUUUCUCUAUGCUCUAGAAUGACAAAUCAACAAACUGCGUCAAAGUCAUAGGAGGGGAUGAGCUGUCCAAUCUCUCAGGCAAGGUGAGUCUCUCUGUGUUAAGUCAGGCAGAAAUACUUGCUACAGUCUUAAAUCUGCGCACCUCAUCAAAUGUUCUGUCCCCUUUUUUUGCAGAAUGUUCUGAUUGUUGAGGUAAGACAUGUCUUUUUUCUGACUAUAGAUGAUUGAUUAUGGUUGUUAUUGAUGGUUCUCAAAGGAAUAAAACCAUAACAAUAAAACAAAAUGAUCUGAAAUGUUUUCUACUUGUAUCAUCUUGUGGUAUACUGUAUAAUGUCAUAUUUACAGCCUUGUAAUGGUUUACAUUUUGGUGUUGCAUUGAUUUUGCUUAAUCUUGCACAGUCAGUUUUAGCUUUGCGAAUUUAGAUUUAAAACAUGUUUGUGAAUAUAAAAAAGCAAAGCCCAUCUGUUUCACAGUUAGGACAUUUUUUUUGUCUAGUUGUGCCCCCUUUCAUUUUCAUUUUGACCACUUUCUGUUUUUUUUUUAAGGAUAUUGUGGAAACAGGAAGGACGAUGCAGACGCUACUUUCCCUGCUGAAUGAAUGUAACCCCAAAAUGGUUAAAGUUGUGAGGUAGGCACCACCAAAUACAGUCAAGGGAGCUGAGUUACAAGCUCCACCUUUAACUGGUUAGUAUGUCAGCUGAGAGAGUGCUUGUGUAGCCGUGCUCUUAGCUAAUGGACACUCUCCUUUAGGCCUGUAUUAGAGAUGUAGUGUGAUGGAGCAAGAGAGCAGCUUAAGAGUUAAUCUGCCACAUUAUUAACUCUACGGUGGAUCUAUUUGUUUGUAGCGUCCCUGAGUGCUGAUGGAAACAGGAAAUGUAUUUUAUCCAGCAGCGUUAUGCAAUUCUUCAUCUAAUGUUGUAAAUCUAAAAUUGUAAUUUGUAAAAGUUCCACCUGAGCUGGCCUGUCGACACUUUCCACACAGUAAAUGUGGUAAUAAGCCUUAUUAAUCGUCUCUGCUCAUGUCAAGGUUUAUCAAUAUUGUCCAUGUACUGUACAUCACCCGUCUACAAGAGAGCUGAAUUACACUUUAGAUGUGAAGUUAAAAGUAUUGGAAAAGUACCUUUUAGAUAUCUUAAAGUGAUUAUAUGAGAAUUUUUAACAAAAUAGAUUUUUUUGUCUUAUUUUUUCAUGCCUAUUCUCUUUUCAGUUACAUUUCUUGUCUGUUAUUUCAGCCUUCUGGUGAAGAGGACACCAAGGAGUUCAGGCUACAGACCAGACUGUGAGCACCCUUAUUCUCACUUUACUUAAAGCUCCUGUGAGGAACUUUUGGUCUGUGUCAAAUUUUGGCACUCCCUGUGGAUAACACAGUUUAAGACCAUCUUGUCCUCUACAUGCAUAAAUUGGGACUUUUGACUAAAUGCUCACCCCUCUGACUUUUGACAGUCAAAUGUGUUAUUGAGAGUGAAUAUUUAAUGUGGAAAUAAAAAAGAAGGCUAUUUCUUAGCUGACCGGUUGAAACUUAACCUCUUGUACCAUUUUAAGGCAUUAAAGAACAUGGUAAAAAAAAUCAUUGGUCUUGCCACAAUGAUCUUUUUAGCUUGAGGACAUUGUAAAAAGGCUUCAGUAUGAAUUUCAGUCUACACCAUGAAUGUGAAAAAAUUCUUGAUAGGGGCUUUAAACACUGGACAGUAGCAUACUUUGUCCUCUAAUGUAUGGUAGUGUUCAUUUCAAGGCAGUCUCUCACAUACAGUAUGUGUCUCAUCCUUUAAAGGCUGGCAGAAAGCAGUGCUUUCCAUGCAGGAUUAAGAUUAAUUUCAGGAAAGACUACUCCUAAUGUGGCUGAGCCCGGCCCUUUCAGGCCUGAUAACCUCCUGCUCAACUGUCUCCAGUUAUGUAAUGCUUUUAGCGUUGAGUUGGAUAAUCUCUUUAAGACUGUCCCUCAAGGACAGCUGUUGUUGUCGACUUGCCUCUGUUUUACAGAUUAAGUAGAACCUAACCCAGACAGUAAGAGAGCAUUUCAGCCUGCACUGAACUGAUAAAGACUGCUGGUUUUCUUUACAUGACCGACAUUUCUGGCAUUUCUGUGUUGCAGAUAUUGGUUUCGAGGUGCCUGAUGCCUUUCUGGUGGGUUAUGCUUUGGACUACAAUGAAUACUUCAGAGAUCUCAGUGUAAGUUUGCUGCAGUCUGUUAGUUCAUCUAACAUGCAGUACACCAUUUGGUUUUUCAAAGAGCUAAAUGUCUACUUAAAAUGCAUGUAUUCAAAACAAGUUCUCAGUCUUUACUAAGUGGUUUGUUUUUAAUUUCUUUCCCAGCACAUCUGUAUACUUAAUGAUCAAGCCAAGGAGAAGUACAAGGUGUGAGAAGAUAUUAUGCUGCAAAGGCGAAGGCUCAAUCAGAGUGUUUUGAAUCUUAUUUAUUUUUCUACACAUAGAUCCACAAAGUGUGUGGGCUGUAAAUACCAAAAACAAGGAAUAUUUAAUUUCCCCUUAAUGAAUAUGUGGGAUCACUGAUGUAUGAUAACAUUUUAGUUGUUUAAUAUUAAUUUGUGUAUUCAUUUCUGUUGAUCCACUUUUAUCUUGGAGAUUAAAGAAAAGGAUAUGUAAUAGAUUUGUACUGGCUCAGACUAGCCUGCUGUCUGCUUUACGUCCAGUGAGCCGUCUGUUCAGCUAAAGAGGCCCUUGGUUUGAAUAUGAUUUUUGUUGACUGAAAAUGCUUCAGAUAUCUUCUCAUUAUGCCAUACUAUGAAUGACUUGGAAUGUACUGUAACUUUGUUUUAUUUCAUGUACAAUGUUUUCACCUAGGACCUGUUUACAGCCAAGACUGUCUGGCUGCAGACCUCAACUGUGAGGCCAGGAAGUGCACUGAAAUUACCAAAUAAAAUCGGGUAGACACUUCCUA